AUGCUCGCCCGCACGCUCGCUCGCCGUCGCCUCUUCCCCGCCGCCGUCCCCGCACGUGCCCUCUCCACCCCCGCACCGGGCCCCAACGACGCCAUCGUCCGGCUGCUGUCCCAGCACCUCGACGACGAGAACGCGAGCCCGUCCCGCAACCCCUACAAGGUCCGCUCCUUCCAGACCGCCAUCAACGCCGUCAGGCGCGCACAGCACCCCAUCCUCACCGGCCAGGAGGCAGCCAAGCUCAAGGGCAUCGGCCCGCGCAUCGCCCAGCGCAUCGAGUUCUUCCUGAACGGUAAAGACUAUGGCAAGUCCUCGCAUUCCAUCCUCGCAUCUCCCCUCACUCAAGACCCCACCGCACGCCACAGCGCCCGCACCGCCGCGGAGCUCGCCGACGCCGGCUGCACCUCCAUCGAAGACCUGCACCGGCGGGAGUACUACCUCGACAUACUCUCCAAAACCCAGCGCGCCAAGCUCGACCACGCCGACCACCUCCGCCAGGAGGUCACGAGAGAGGAGGCCGAGAACGUCGCCGACUUCAUCCGCCACCACAUCGCCUCCCAGUUCGAGCUCCACCUCAUGGGCGACUACCGCCGCGACCGCCCCACAGCCCCCAAGAUCGAGCUCCUCCUCCUCCACCCCUCCUACGUCCACGUCCCCGUCCCCCCCGCCCCGCCCGCCGUCCACUUCCCAAAAACAACGCGCGGAAACCGCCCGCAGCCCUUCCGCCCAAAACACCGCGCCGCCCCCGCCGGCACCGCCCCGCUCCUCGCGCACGUCGUCCGCCCGCUCCGCGACGCGGGCCUCCUCGCCACACCGCUCCACGCGUACCCAUCCAGGUGGCAGGGCAUCGCGCUGCUCCCCGCGCGCGCGUCGGCGGGCGCGGGCGGCGACCGCGAGGCGCGCCGCUGGGCGGAGGUCGGCGAGCGCCUGCGCGACAUCCGCGCGCGCCGCGGGAGCUACCGGCCCAUCGAGCUCAGCCUCGCGCCGGUCAAGUCGCGCGGCGCGGCGGUGCUCGCGCUCACCGGGGACGCGGAGUUUGUGGCCGCGCUGCGCAUCGCGGCGACGAAGCUGGGGAUGUACCUGAACGAGUACGGGCUGUGGCGGUGGCACCCGAACCGCCGCACGCAGGGCCCGCGCGACGGCGCCGGCGUGGACGUGGACGUCGAGUCGGAGCUCACGAGCGAGGAGGAGUCUACGAAGGAGGAGUCGGCGGAGGAGUCUGCGAAGGAGGAGGGGGAGAGCGGGUACUGGGAGCUGAUACAGGCGGAGAGCGAGGCGGCGAUCUUCGAGGAGCUGGGCAUGCCCUGGGUGCCGCCGGAAAAGCGCAACUUUGGGUUCCUCAAGGAGACGCGGCCGAGCGCGCGCAGGGGCCGACCGAGGAAGACGCCGCCGGCGCUGCUCUGAGCUCCUCGUCGUCGUCAUAUAUCACAGCACAGUAUAUUUUAGCUGCAGCGUCCGUGCUUAAUCGUACUAUCAUUGGAUGGGUGUUCGUUUCAGCCAC
Messenger RNA from Heterobasidion irregulare TC 32-1, 1498 nucleotides. RefSeq lists its product as uncharacterized. The transcript has 7 exons. Gene Ontology annotation, molecular function: DNA binding; DNA-directed DNA polymerase activity. NCBI's taxonomy places the organism in Eukaryota, Fungi, Basidiomycota, Agaricomycetes, Russulales, Bondarzewiaceae. The coding region runs from base 1 to 1401 and encodes 466 amino acids. Gene Ontology annotation, biological process: double-strand break repair via nonhomologous end joining. Gene Ontology annotation, cellular component: nucleus. The record is from RefSeq and is a predicted model, not a curated record.